GGUUUGCGGCAUUUCUUUCUCUUUCCGUGUUAGAAGUUCAACGAGGCAACACGUACGUGUUCGGCCCGUCGUGAGCAAAAAUGGUGAACCACCGUAUUCCUUCGGUCUUCUCCAAGACCUACGUUACUCCACGUCGUCCGUUCGAAAAGCCGCGUCUCGAUGCGGAAUUGAAGAUUAUUGGCCAGUACGGCCUGCGUAACAAGCGUGAGGUAUGGCGUGUGAAGUACACGCUUGCCAAGAUCCGCAAGGCUGCUCGUGAGUUGCUCACGCUGGAAGAGAAGGAUGAGAAGCGCCUGUUCCAAGGUAACGCCCUCCUGCGUCGUCUGGUUCGCAUCGGUGUGCUGGAUGAGUCCCGCAUGAAGCUUGAUUACGUGCUCGGCUUGAGAAUUGAGGAUUUCCUUGAGCGCCGUCUGCAGACCCAGGUGUUCAAGCUGGGAUUGGCCAAGUCGUACCAUCACGCUCGCGUUCUGAUCCGCCAGCGUCACAUUCGUGUCCGCAAGCAGGUCGUGAACGUUCCUUCGUUCAUCGUCCGUCUGGAUUCGCAGAAGCACAUCGACUUCUCGCUGAAGUCGCCCUUCGGUGGUGGCCGUCCAGGUCGCGUCAAGAGGAAGAACCUGAAGAAGGGCCAGGGUGGCGGCGGUGCUGCCGAAGAGGAGGAAGAGGAUUAAACUGCUGGUCGCGGUUGGUUGUCUAAACCCUAAACAUUCUGUCACUCAGCUAGAUGUAAUAAUAACAACAAGCAUUACAUGAGUGUCACCAACACGA
Molecule: messenger RNA, 765 nt
Organism: Anopheles arabiensis
Lineage: Eukaryota; Metazoa; Arthropoda; Insecta; Diptera; Culicidae
Gene: RpS9
Product: 40S ribosomal protein S9
Exons: 3
Coding region: 81-668 (195 amino acids)
Biological process (GO): translation; positive regulation of translational fidelity
Cellular component (GO): cytosolic small ribosomal subunit
Molecular function (GO): rRNA binding; structural constituent of ribosome
Source: RefSeq, a predicted model, not a curated record